AAUAGCUAAAACACCUCUUUUAGAGAGAGAAAACAAAAGAUAUCAACAAAACAAACAAGAAGAUAGAGAGAGAAACGGAAACAGAAACCGGCCAUGGGUAAAGCAGGCGGAGGCAACGGCGGAGCUACGGCGGCGAACAAGAAGAAGAAGAAAGGCCGGCCAUCUCUUCUAGAUCUCCAAAAACGAGCUCUCGAACAACAACAACAGCAACAAUUGCACCGGAGAUCCAGUCGCCGGAACCCUAGCUCCACCUCCGAUGACGACGACGAUGAACGGAAGGAGAAGAAAGUGAAGCUCGUUGUUCGUUUGCCUCAAUCGUCUGAUUUGAUUAGAUCUUCUUCUGUUAAUUCGGCUUCUUGUGGCUCUGAUUCCAAUGCUGAUGUGGAUAAUCGGAAACCUAAAUCUGGAUCUGGAACUAUUGUUGCUGAUCAUCAGGGUGAAAAGGUUAUGAAAGCGAUGGACUCUCUACAUGGGUCACCAUUGGAGUCUGGACCCACAACACCCCUGCCAGAUAGAAAGAUAUUGUUGUUCAUUCUUGAUAGGCUUCAAAAGAAGGAUACUCAUGCCGUUUUCUCUGAACCUGUUGAUCCGAAUGAGCUCCCUGAUUACCAUGAUAUUAUUAAGCACCCUAUGGAUUUUGGUACUGUUAGGAGCAAACUUGAUGGGGGACUUUACUCAAAUUUGGAAGACUUGGAGUCGGAUGUGUAUUUGAUUUGCUCCAAUGCAAUGCAGUAUAAUUCAUCUGAUACUGUCUACUUCCGGCAGGCGAGGUCUAUACAAGAGUUGGCAAAACGGGACUUUGAAAAUCUGAGGCUAGAGGGCGAAGAUGGUGAAUUACAACCAAAAGUGGUGAAAAGAGGCCGGCCACCUGGCAAGCUGGUAAAGAAGACACCUGGCAGGCCUCCGUUGGACCGUGUUGGUCCUGAGUCUACCUCAGGUGCCACCCUGGCAACCCCUGAAGACAAUACCAACGACUCGACUCCUUACAAUUUAAGAAAAGCACCACCCAUGCUUUAUAGAUUUCAAGCUGAUGGUUUACUUGGCUCACACCGUUCUCGCAAUGGUGAACAUUAUUCAGAAUUUAUGUCUGAUUGGAAUGAAGAAUUUCCAGAACGCAUUCGGAAAGCCGACAUGAAGUAUGGGAAUAAGAAUCUUAUUAUUGACGAGACAAGACGUGACACCUACAAGCAGUUUCAUCCUUCAGCUUAUGCUUACGAGUCUUCUCUUUUAUCCAACUUUGGUGGUGAAAGGAAGCAGUUAAUGCCGGUGGGGUUACAUGCGGAGCAUGGGUAUGCUAGAAGUCUAGCUCGUUUUGCUGCAAAUCUCGGGCCCGUUGUGUGGAAAAUUGCUUCAAAGAAAAUAGAAAAAGCGUUGCCACCUGGCACAAAGUUUGGUCCAGGAGUAGUGGGUGAAGACCCUUCUCCGCCCUCAACGUUUAUCCCACCUGGAAACCCGAGACCCAUACCCGGUUUGGUGCCAGACGGUUUUUCAAACAGACCUCAAACUCCAACCACUUCAGGACAAAAUCCUUCCACCUCAAACCACCCGAAAGUCGAGAUGAUCGAGCACGAUUCCGGCAUUAGAAUGGGCUUGUCGUCUAACCAUGUUAGAAACGGUUUCAAUAGCGGUUUUGGGAGUAUGACAGUGGAACAAGAGAGAGUAGGUGAAGCGGGUGGUGGACCCGCGUAGCCUACUUUUCGGCAGCAGUCUAAUGACAGUAAUGGAGAUGAUAUUUGACUGAUGGAUCGCCAAUGUACGACAUUCAAAGCAUAAUGUACAAGCGGUUGAAGCCAGCAGCAGGAGGAGGUAAUUCUAUAGGGUAGGAAUGAUUCUGUACAGAUGAAAACAUAACUAUCUUUGUAACAUUGGACUGGUAAUUAAUCAGAUAAUCAAGAUUAUGAUGACAAACCUGGAUUAGAAAUAAGAAAAAGAAAGAGGGGUUAUUUUGGGUUGUAAAUUUAAUUAUAUUAUUUGGAGAAAACAAACAGUUUAUUUAGUAGUAGUUUUGAGUUAUUAUUGUUUUAGCUUUAAAUGUAUACGUUGAUCAAGUUGAAUGUUGUACUUAAAAUCUUUAGAUGUAAUUGUUAAUUGGAUAUGCCA
Messenger RNA from Helianthus annuus (common sunflower), 2100 nucleotides. RefSeq lists its product as uncharacterized. The record is from RefSeq and is a predicted model, not a curated record. The coding region runs from base 94 to 1689 and encodes 531 amino acids. The transcript is spliced from 10 exons. Gene Ontology annotation, molecular function: protein binding. NCBI's taxonomy places the organism in Eukaryota, Viridiplantae, Streptophyta, Magnoliopsida, Asterales, Asteraceae.